Messenger RNA from Aureobasidium namibiae CBS 147.97, 801 nucleotides. Its product is annotated as oxidoreductase. The transcript has 4 exons. The coding region runs from base 1 to 801 and encodes 266 amino acids. NCBI's taxonomy places the organism in Eukaryota, Fungi, Ascomycota, Dothideomycetes, Dothideales, Saccotheciaceae. The record is from RefSeq and is a predicted model, not a curated record. Gene Ontology annotation, molecular function: oxidoreductase activity, acting on NAD(P)H, oxygen as acceptor. Gene Ontology annotation, cellular component: intracellular anatomical structure.
AUGCCGCUCUAUCGCCCGGAAAAUGUCGAUGCACCCGUCUUGUCGCAAUUCUCCUUGAGAGGAAAGGUCGCCGCUGUGACCGGAGGAGCACGAGGAAUCGGACUCGAAGUAGUCCGCGGUCUUGCAGAAGCCGGCGCAUCUGUUGCCUUGAUCUAUACCACUAGCAACUCUGCUCCAGAGACUGCCGCUAAGAUUGCCAAAGAGACUGGCUCGCGGGUCUCCGCGUACAAGGCCGAUGUCACCAACAAGAAAGACAUCACAGACACCAUCAACCAGAUCGCCAAAGACUUUGGUAAACUAGACGUAUGUGUCGCCAACGCUGGCAUCGCAUCUCAAGUCCCCGGUCUCGACUAUUCCGAAGACCAAUGGCGCGACAUCAUGAGCGUCAAUCUUGAUGGUGCAAUGUACACUGCCCAAGCUGCAGGCAAGAUCUUUGAGAAACAAGGGGGUAGCAACUCAAUGAUAUUCACGGCCUCGGUCAGUGCUAUUCUGGUCAAUAUUCCACAGAAACAGGCCGCAUACAAUGCGUCCAAAGCUGCUUUGGUACAUCUGGCAAAGUCCUUGGCGGUUGAGUGGACUGAGUUUGCCAGAGUCAAUUGCAUCUCGCCUGGGUUUGUUGAGACUGAUAUCCUGUCGAUUCAUCCCGAGGAGUGGAGAAACAAGUGGUUCGAUAUGAUUCCUGGCGCUCGUAUGGCAAAGGCCGCGGAGCUCAAAUCUGCGUAUGUCUUUCUGGCAUCCGAUGCUUGUUGCUACAUGACUGGCGCAAAUAUGGUUAUAGACGGUGGAUACACUCUGCCUUAG